Molecule: messenger RNA, 1719 nt
Organism: Musa acuminata AAA Group (dessert banana)
Lineage: Eukaryota; Viridiplantae; Streptophyta; Magnoliopsida; Zingiberales; Musaceae
Product: serine/threonine-protein kinase GRIK1-like
Exons: 11
Coding region: 260-1390 (376 amino acids)
Biological process (GO): intracellular signal transduction; protein phosphorylation
Cellular component (GO): cytoplasm
Molecular function (GO): protein serine/threonine kinase activity; ATP binding
Source: RefSeq, a predicted model, not a curated record
UCCGUCUUUUCCGGUCUCCGAUCGGCGGUCCCGUCACCAGGCGAACCGACAACAGACUCGAACGAACAAAACCUAACGCGACAGCCGAAGAGAAGCGGAGGUGCGCUUUUGUCUCCCGCACGCCACCCCUCCCCCCUCUCUCUCUCCCCGAUCUACGGCCUCCCCAGUCCCUAUUCGUUUUCCAGGGACUCCGAUCGAAGCCUCUUCUCCCGUAGUCGUCGAAUUUUGGUCGGUUUAUGCUCGAGGGACGGUUCAUCCCAUGUCGGGCUUUGUGCUUCCCGAUUCGGAUUUGGACGUUGGCUGCUGCGGCUGCCUCGGGUUCCUCAAGAAGCCCGACGAUGAUGUGGAUUUCGAGAAAGUGUGGAUGCUGGGUCGCGGCCGGAAGAUGGCGCCUUUGAUGCUGCCGACGAAUCGCCCCAUCUGCAGGGAGAAACCCGUGAAGGAAACGAAACGUUUGACUCUGGACCGGGAUGCUUCUGGACAAAAGAUGAUCAAUGAGUAUGUCAAAGAAUGUACCGUAGGCCAUGGAAGCUAUGGGAAAGUGGUAUUAUAUCGGAGCAAUAACGAUGGCAAGCAGUAUGCAAUCAAGGCAUUUUACAAGUCUCGUCUCUCUAGGUUGCAAGUUACUUCCACUGAAACAGCUAUGACAGAUGUUUUUAGGGAGGUAUCAAUUAUGAAGAUAAUAGAACAUCCAAAUCUAAUUAAUCUUAUUGAAGUGAUCGAUGACCCAGAGUCAGAUAAUUUAUACAUGGUACUAGAAUAUGUGGAAGGCAGCUCGGUAUGUGGUUCUUCUGGUACACUUGGAGGGAUAGGAGAAAUUACCUCUAGACGAUACUUGAGAGGCAUAAUUGCUGGGCUCGUAUAUCUGCAUGCUCAUGAUAUUGUCCAUGGAGAUAUCAAGCCUGAUAACCUUUUGGUAACAAGAGAGGGAGCAGUAAAAAUUGGUGAUUUCAGUGUCAGCCAUGCUUUUGAGGAUGGCAAUGAUGUCCUUUGCAGGUCUCCUGGAACCCCUGUUUUUACUGCACCUGAAUGCUGUUUAGGAUCAAGUUACCAUGGUAAAGUUGCUGACAUAUGGGCUGUUGGUGUGACAUUAUACUGUAUGACAUUAGGCUGUUGCCCAUUUGUUGGAGAUAGUUUAAAAGAUACAUAUGACAAGAUAGUUCAUAGUCCAUUGGAUCUGCCCAAGGAAGUUGAUCCUGAGCUGAAGGAUUUACUAAAGGGACUUUUGUGUAAAGAUCCAGUGCAGAGGAUGACACUAGUUGAUGUGGCCGAUCAUCCCUGGGUAGUCAGGGACUGUGGAUCAAUACCUCGGACAUCAUGUUUAUGCAAAAGUGGCAGCACUCGAAAGGAAAAUCAGAUGGGAUCCAAAUCUGACACAAAUGGUACCUGAACGCUAAAGUUUCAUAAGUUAUUAACUUGUUUCUUUUACAAAAUUGCAUUGACUGCCACUAGCAAAACUCUCUUGGAACUGGGGUGUGUCAAAAUGAAUUGAACCGAUCAAUUUGGGUUAAUACCAAAUCUCCCUUUUCCAACACUCGUUAAUUAUUAUAAUGCUUCGGCAUGUUAUCUGCUCUUGUAUGUUACCAGUAGGCAUAGAAAUGUAAUCAAAGCAAUUUCAUACUUACAGAGAGCCACUGUAAUUUACUGAACAUAAAUUGAUUGUUGUAUGAGAUGGCUGUCAUUUUAUGCCGUGUAAUUGAGGUGUAGGGUUUUGCUUUC